Chelonus insularis is the source of this 3227-nucleotide messenger RNA. RefSeq names its product tropomodulin (gene tmod). Gene Ontology annotation, molecular function: tropomyosin binding. The record is from RefSeq and is a predicted model, not a curated record. Lineage: Eukaryota; Metazoa; Arthropoda; Insecta; Hymenoptera; Braconidae. The transcript has 10 exons. Bases 240 to 1754 code for a protein of 504 amino acids. Gene Ontology annotation, cellular component: myofibril; cytoskeleton. Gene Ontology annotation, biological process: pointed-end actin filament capping; actin filament organization; myofibril assembly.
UUGCCUUGGGCAGACGAGAUCCCGGAAUAAAGUCGGGACGCGGCUAAAUUUUAACUAUAGCCAAAUGCUAUAAAAUUGUGUGUUAGCUCUAAAAAAAAGUCAUUAGAAAAACGCGAGUAUUCAAGUGAACUUUUAGAUCUACUUUGAUUUAAUUCUUGUAGCAAACUCCCCCGGAAAAGUAGUGCAAGUGAAAAGAGUAAUUGAAAGCUUUAGACAAACUUGGGAUUUUUACACAGUAGAUGCUGAAGGUCGAUUCAGAAAGCAUGAAUGCAGUGGAGACGUCUUUGAAGCCUGAAAAUGACGUCAGCGACGAUAACGACGUUGAAAACAAUGCGGAACAUCAAGAUGUCGAUGAUCCUGAUGAUGAUGAUGAGCCUCAAUAUGUAGAAGAAAAGGAUGUUAAGGAAGAAGUGGAUGUUAAAAUAGAACCUAAAGAUAAGGUGGUUGAUGAAGAUGGAGAUACUCUGGAAGAGACAUAUGAAAUCACCACUACUCGGCGUAAAACCACAACAACGAGGUACAAGAUCCAAGAAACUUCGGCGUCACAUAAAACAACAACAAUGACAACAGCAGCAAAGCUGUAUGGCAAAGAUCUCAGUGAAUAUGAUGACGUUGAUGUGGAUGAACUUUUGUCACAACUGACAGAUGAGGAAAUUAAUAUUUUAGCAAAGGAGGUUGACCCUGAUGAUAGUUUUAUGCCACCAUCGCAAAGAUGCAGUUAUGAGUGCAAUAAGAGUCCAACGGGGCCAUUGAACCGUAAGAAGCUGAUUGAACACAUUAAUAAACAAGCUCUUGAAACUCCAGAUAUUCCUGAACUGAAACCUUACGUACCUGGAGUAAUUAGAGGCAAAAAAUGGGUUCCACCUCCUCAAGACAACAUCAAAGAAAAAGAAGCAGAAGAACAAAUUUCUAUAGAUUUAGGCGAAGAAUAUGAACAAGCUUUAUCUACGGCCACUCAAGAUGAAAUUAUUGACUUGGCAGCUAUUCUUGGAUUCCACUCGAUGAUGAAUCAAGAUCAGUAUCAUGCAUCACUCUUAAACUCUGGUCAGCCUGUUGGUCUCGGUUGGGAUGGAAUCACCAAAGCAAGUCAACCUAAGGCUUAUCCUAUGGAACCACCUAAUGAUACAGAUGUUGAUGCCUCUAUCAAACAAGUUCGUGAGGAUGAUCAUACACUUAUUGACCUCAACCUAAAUAACAUCAAAAAUAUAUCUGAUGAACAAUUCAACAAAUUAUUUGAAGCCCUAGAGCAAAAUACACAUUUGGAAUCGUUGAGUUUAACUAAUGUAGGUUUAACUGAUAAAACAGCGCAGAGGUUGGCUGAAGCAAUGGAGAAAAAUUCAACACUGCGUAUUUUAAAUGUUGAAACAAACUUUAUCAGUCCCCCUGUAAUGGUGAGACUUAUCAGAGCUCUAUUAAAGACAAAAUCAAUUGAAGAAUUCCGAUGCUCGAAUCAGAGAUCACAAGUUUUGGGUAACAAGAUUGAAAUGGAAAUAACACAAUUGGUGGAACAAAAUCCUACUCUUCUACGAUUAGGUCUUCAUCUCGAGUUUAAUGACGCAAGACAUCGUGUUGCAGCACACCUGCAGCGUAAUAUCGAUAGGAUACGGCAAUCUCGUCUCGGGGUCGCGACAUCUUCAUCUGACGUCCGCAUGUCUAGAUCAGCUAAUGAAGAAGAUUCUACGCAACAAAAUAAUUGGUCUGAACACAAUCAAGACACGGUAAAAGCAUCGGAUAAUGAAGAAGAUGGCCGAUAAAUAAAAACACAAGAACAAUUAAACAUUUUUCAUACGAAUUCGACUAUUAUUUAUUCACUCAGCUUUUUAUGCAAACAAAUACAAAGCAUAUAUUAUUAGUCAGUUAAAUUAAGCAUUAAAAAACAAUGAAAAAACUUUUCUUUAUUUUCUUCGAUUAUGAGAAAAAAAAAUUUUUUUUGUUAAUUAUGGACAUCUCUAUCAAAAUUAAAUUUUUAAUUCUUAAAAUUAUUUUUGGUAAUAAGCAUGUCUUUUAUAUCAUACGAUUUAUUUUAUAACACUAAAAAAAAAAAUUUUAUAAAAUUCAUUUUAAUUGUAAAAAAAAAAAAAAAAUAAUAAUAAUUGAAGAAAAUGAUAAUGAAAAUUUUUUCAAAAACAACCUCGAGACGUGACAGCUUUGUCUAAAAUUCUAAUUAAAAUAAUAAUGAUAAUAUAAUAUAUUUAACCUUUAAUAUUAUAAUUACCAUUAUUAAUGAAUAAUUGUUAUUAUUACCAUUCGAUUAAUGAGUAUAUUGAUUAUUUUAGCACCGCUAUACAAGUAAAUCUGUACAUAUUGUCUUUAAUUUUGGCUUCAAAGCCAACUUUAUUCAUGUGUAAAGACAUUGAGACAUUUAAAAGUCUGUGUCUUUUUAUUUUGUUUUUAAUUAAAUAAUGCACGAGUGGAAGUACGAUCCUGUAAUUGUAUGAGUGUCAUUAUGGCGAGAAUAAUUGGGCUAAAAGAAGAUAGAAGCAUUAUUACUCUAUAUGUGAUUCAGAAAUUGUUUAAAUUUUAAUGGCAUUAAUUUAGUGCCUCAAUAUAAAAAAUUGUAUAAUCCUUUUUAAUAUAAAAAAAACUCCAUUUUUAUUGUGUAACUUUUCUUCGUUUUUUCGUUAAUGUAUACUUUUUACUAUUUUUUCCGAAGUGAAAAAAUAAUAAAAUUUAGAAUGGUAGAUAAUGGUAGAAAUGAAUAAAUGAGUCAAGUAUGCGUAUGAUGAAAAAUCAAUUGCGCUUCAAUUGUAAGUGAGAAUGAGAGGGAGAGAAUGGCAAGUAGGAGGUGAGAGAAAAAAUACAAAAACGGAUUUGUCUGUAUGUGAGAGAAAGGAAUAAUAUAAAAAAUAAAGAAUGAGUGAGUGAAUAAAAAGUGAAAAAGAAUGAGAGAAAAAGAGAGAGAGAGAGAGAAAGGAUGAAAAAUACGAUAAAGGAAAAGAGAGGAAGCAAGAAAAAGUUUAAAGAUUUAUUUAAUCCGUUCCGCUCACUAGCCGCAUUGAUGUGAUUCAAUUUACAUUACGUAUGCUGAUAUAACUGUAACUGUAUUCAUAGAAAGAAAUAUGAUUAUACAAGAAAAUUUGAUAAUACGAUGAUCAUAUAAUGAUGUGGAAGAGAAAGGAGAAUAUAAAAAAUACAAGAAAAUAUAUGAUAAUGCACGCGCACGAUAAAAGCCUUGCUGCUAGCCUUAUAAUUGUAACAUGAGAUUUGAAUAAAAGGAUAAAAAUGAA